Molecule: messenger RNA, 2000 nt
Organism: Thamnophis elegans (Western terrestrial garter snake)
Lineage: Eukaryota; Metazoa; Chordata; Lepidosauria; Squamata; Natricidae
Product: zinc finger and SCAN domain-containing protein 2-like
Exons: 2
Coding region: 614-1879 (421 amino acids)
Biological process (GO): regulation of transcription by RNA polymerase II
Molecular function (GO): DNA-binding transcription factor activity; RNA polymerase II cis-regulatory region sequence-specific DNA binding
Source: RefSeq, a predicted model, not a curated record
UUGAACGGGUUGAGACAUUAGAGUAGUGGAUUGCUAGAUCGGAUGGGGAGAGACAGAAAGACAGACGAGGGGGCGAAUGGCCGAGAAACGUCCUCUUCCGGUUCACCCACUGGAAGAUAAUGCCGUCGGCGGAGCCUCUUGUGCCGCUUGGAGGGUCGAAGCGGCUCCUGGGAGAGAGAGAGGGUGCCAAGAAGAGCACUCUGGACAACACAGAAUGAGAAGCAGCAUUAAAGUGCAAAAUAAACCAUCAUUCAAAAUAUUUUCCAAUUCCUCUGGAAAGUUUAAAAACUCUUCUUCCUCAGCAGAUGAGAGACGAGGGGAAAAAUAACAACAUUUUCAACUGAAAAAAAAUAGAGCAAAUGGAACUGGGAAAAAUAUUAAAUGGGAAAUCAAGGAGGAUAAUAUUUAAAUAAAGAAAAAGUGAGGAACAACUUGAAGUCAGUAGGAAGAAAAUGGUUCCAUGUAUAGCCAAAAUUGGCAGGCAUUAAUGAAAGCCUUUCAGGAAGAAAAGAAUGGUUGAACCAAACAACCACCCAGCGAGAGAUCAUAAAUAUUUUUUGCCGCCUCAAGAAUCCAAGCAUAUCAGUGUUGAAAACCCCCUGCAGACUGCCUAAUGUGGGAAAAACAGAGAUUGCAGAUCAUGACUGAUUCUGCUCAACAGGAUCCAUCCAGUGAAAAGCCAUACAAAUGUUUGGAGUGCGGAAAAAGCUUUUCUCGGAAAAGCUUCCUCGUGACUCAUGGAAGAAUCCAUAUUGGAGAGAAGCUCUAUCAAUGCUCCCAAUGUGACAAAAGAUUUAGCAUUCCUUCUAAUCUGGAGAGACACAAGAGGACUCACACUGGGGAGAAACUCUUUGAAUGUCCUGUUUGUGGGAAAAGUUUCAGUCAAAAUUCCCACCUGGUGGAACACCAGACCACACACACAGGAGAGAAACCUUAUAAAUGUUCUGUUUGUGGGAAAUGUUUCAGUCAGAAUUACAACCUGGUGAUACACCAGAGAACUCACACAGGAGAAAAACCAUAUCAGUGCCUGGAUUGUGGGAAAUGUUUCAGUCAGAGUUCCUACUUGGUGAAACACCAGGGGACUCGCACAAGAGAAAAACCGUAUGAAUGCCUGGAUUGUGGGAAAAGUUUCAGGCAGACUUCCCAGCUGGUGGAACACCACAGGAUACACACAGGAGAGAAACCGUAUAAAUGCAGUGAUUGUGGAAAAAGUUUCAGUCUUAAUUCCUGCCUGGUGAUACACCAGAGGACUCACACAGGAAUAAAACCGUUUCAAUGUCCGGAUUGUGGGAAAAGUUUCAGUCAGAAUUCCAAUCUAAUGAAACACCAGAGGACUCACACUGGAGAAAAACAGUAUCAAUGUCUGGAUUGUGGGAAAAGUUUCAGUCAGAAUACCCACCUGGUGAAACACCAGAGGACUCACACAGGAGAAAAACCGUAUGAGUGCCUGGCUUGUGGGAAAAGUUUCAGGCAGCAUUCCCAUCUGAUAAAACAUCAGAGGACUCACACUGGAGAAAAACCGUAUCAAUGUCCGGAUUGUGGGAAAAGUUUCAGUCAGAAUUCCCACCUGGUGAAACACCAGAAGACUCACACAGGAGAGAAACCAUAUGAGUGUCCAGUUUGUGGGAAAGACUUCAGUAGUAGGUCUAGCCUUAUAAAUCAUGUAAGGUUACACACAGGGGAGAAACCAUAUGAGUGUCCCGAUUGUGGGAAAGAUUUCAGUAGUAGGUCUAGCCUUAUAAAUCAUGUAAGGUUACACACAGGGGAGAAACCAUUCAAGUGUCCACAUUGUGGGGAGUGUUUCACACAGAAUUCCUCUCUUAUUGCACACAAGAAGUUCCAUAUGAAGCAAAAUUUGAUGUGUGUAGAGGAAUCUUGAAUUUCAUUUCUCUUCUUUCUUUGGAAGCUUAGUUAGAAAAUUAACCUUUUCAUUUCUUGCCCUAUUUUUUAUUAUCAAACAUUUAUUUAUUUUAUUUUAUUUAUUUAUUUCAUCAAGCAUG